Molecule: messenger RNA, 1662 nt
Organism: Rasamsonia emersonii CBS 393.64
Lineage: Eukaryota; Fungi; Ascomycota; Eurotiomycetes; Eurotiales; Trichocomaceae
Product: CAF1 family ribonuclease
Exons: 4
Coding region: 1-1662 (553 amino acids)
Biological process (GO): nuclear-transcribed mRNA poly(A) tail shortening
Cellular component (GO): cytoplasm
Molecular function (GO): poly(A)-specific ribonuclease activity; RNA binding
Source: RefSeq, a predicted model, not a curated record
AUGGAUGUCCCACGGGAUGCUUUUCCCUUUCAUCUAGCCAAUAUUCUUCAUGACCUUACCACCUGUUCAUUUGUGGCGAUGGAUCUGGAGCUUUCUGGUAUCCCUGCGCAUUCAAGCGGAGCACCUUACACCGGGAUGCAGACGCUCCAGGAACGCUAUGCUCAGACCAAAGAGGCGGCGGAGAGAUAUCAGGUCUUGCAGAUCGGCCUCACCAUCGCACAUGAAGAUGUGGCAACAGCGAUCGAGUUUUUGAUGGCAAACAAGUUUCGCCUGCAGACUCCUUUCGAAGAAGGUGUCUACUACAUCUCGAGGGACGAAGAGAAACGGGCAAUGGCCAAGGCAUUGCAAAGACAAGACCGAGCGGUUGAGAGAUCUCUGAUCGAUGUUCGAGAAUCUGAUACGGAGUCGCUGGAAUUUCUUGGGACUGUUCGACGAGCCAUCGAUGCUUGGCUUGCUAAGGGCAAGCGGGCAGAUGAUUAUCUCAACAUUCCACCUCCAGCUCGCGAGAAAAAAGUUCGCGGAUCGAAUCCUCCAUUGACGGUCCUGAAUAGGUUCCAGAAAAGGCUGGUUCACCAGCUCGUCCAGUCAGAAUACCCUUCUCUCGUGACCAUUGGAAAGCCAGGUUUUGUCCAGAUCAUCCGCUAUGAUGAAGUCCGCGAGGAAGCAGUUAAAAUGGAGAGGAUGCGACGGACUGAAGAGCGGAUUCUACGACAAACGGGGUUUAGAUGGAUUGCCGAAGCGCUGACAGGGGGAGAUUUAUCAAAACUAGAUCCUAAAACGUUUUCACACCUCGUGGUGGAUUUGAAAGGGAUGAAGAAAGAAAAAGCCGUGGAGGAAUUUGCCGAGAGUAUCAAGCAGCGGUUAAAAGUCAGAAGACCUACUUUGGUCGGCCACAACCUCUUUCUCGAUCUCAUCAACUUCUGCCAAUGCUUCUUCGGAAAUCUUCCUGAGCGCGUGGAGGAUUUCCAGGACAUGGUUCAUGAGAUGUUUCCCAUCCUCAUCGACACGAAAUACAUGGCUACUCAUGAGUGUGGCUCUAUCAUCCCAAGCUCUUCAUUGGCAGAGAUCAAUGACGCCUUGAAAGAGAAGACGAAACCGGAAAUUGUCGUCGAUCCCCAGCACAGCAAGUACGAAAGCCAGGAACUGUUCCAUGAGGCAGGCUAUGACAGCAUGCUCACCGCGAAAGUGUUUAUUAAGCUAUCCGCCCAGCUAUGCCAGGAAGACUCUGGUGUCGAAGUUGACAAGCACAAGCCUACAUCUAUCAAAGCUAUCGACACACACGAAGGGCUUCAUCCCGAAAUUUCCAAAACGCCAGGGAGGAAAGGCGAGAAAGUACAGGAACACCUUGAGCCACCGAGGCAGGAGCCUGCUAAAAUCCCCAAGGCCGAGACAAGAUUUGCACAUCGUACCAAAUUCGAUCUUCUCACUGACACUGUUGAAACUGUUGACUCUGAUGAAACAGAAAUUGGUCGCAGUUCUGACCUUUCAAGCACAGAAGAGGACGGCGAUAUCGCGCAAAAAAUCAAGAAUGGGGAACUUAUCCCUCGUUUCGGAUCGGCAUUCUGGAAUGUCUACGGGAACAAGCUCCGCGUGUUUGGAACUGAAGAAAGAGUUUGUGUGCUUGGAAGCACUGCUGGGCCGAAGAAGACCCCGGCCCGGUGA